This is a messenger RNA of Xenopus tropicalis (tropical clawed frog), 4225 nucleotides long. RefSeq names its product glyoxylate reductase 1 homolog (gene glyr1). The record is from RefSeq and is marked validated. Gene Ontology annotation, molecular function: chromatin binding; DNA binding; NAD binding. Gene Ontology annotation, cellular component: nucleus; chromosome. Lineage: Eukaryota; Metazoa; Chordata; Amphibia; Anura; Pipidae.
UUUUUUUCCUACCCCUUCCCCGCUGCUGGCUGUGUCGGUAAGAUGGCGGCAGUGAGCCUGCGACAAGGAGAUUUGGUGUGGGGAAAACUUGGGCGCUACCCUCCAUGGCCUGGGAAGAUCGUCAACCCUCCUAAAGAUUUAAAGAAGCCGCGUGGGAAAAAGUGUCUGUUCGUUAAAUUCUUUGGCACGGAAGAUCACGCCUGGAUCAAAGUGGAGCAGCUUAAACCAUACCAUGCCCAUAAGGAGGAAAUGAUCAAGGCUAACAAGGGCAAGCGGUUCCAGCAGGCGGUGGAUGCAGUGGAGGAGUUCCUGAAGAAAGCCAAAGCAAAAGAGCAUGCAAAAGAACAUAACUCCAGUGAUGAGAAAGGCAAAAAAGGAGAGGGAAAGGGCAAGAAACAAACUGGUGAAAAGAGGAGGAAAUCCUCUGAGUCUUCGUCCCACUCUCCUCAGAAAAGGUCCCGCGACCAGAGCCCACGCAAACGCGGGAGGCCACCCAAGGAUGACAAGGACUCUCCCAGCCCCCAGCCAAGCUCACUGAAGAAGCUUGCAAUGAAAACAGUAUCCCGGUUCAGCUGGCCCCCGCCUUCCACAGAGGACGACCUGGGAAGUGACAGCUGGCUGAUUCACGGGCAUAGAACACUUGGCACAGAGAUGAUCCUAAAAAAGCCCAGUGUAACGUACCAAGCAAUAACCAAGCGGCUGAAGAUUUCUGAAGAGGAUAGCGGCUCAACGUCGAUUCAAGCAGCAGACAGCACGGCCAUCAACGGCAACAUCAUACCCACAGACAAAAAAAUCGGCUUCCUCGGCUUGGGGUUAAUGGGCAGCGGCAUCGUCUCAAACCUGCUCAAGAUGGGGCACACAGUGACAGUGUGGAACAGGACCGCAGAGAAGUGCGACUUAUUCAUCCAAGAAGGAGCCCAUAUGGGAAGAACCCCCGCUGAAGUGGUCUCUACCUGUGACAUCACAUUUGCCUGUGUGGCAGAUCCUAAAGCUGCAAAAGAUCUGGUGUUGGGGCCCAGCGGGGUGCUGCAGGGAAUCCGUCCGGGGAAAUGCUACGUGGACAUGUCUACUGUGGAUCCAGAAACUGUUGCUGAACUCGCUCAGGUGAUUGUGUCUCGAGGUGGGCGCUUCCUGGAGGCCCCUGUGUCGGGUAACCAGCAGCUGUCCAACGAUGGGAUGUUGGUGAUCCUCGCUGCUGGAGAUCAAGGGGUCUAUGAAGAUUGCAGUAGCUGCUUCCUAGCCAUGGGCAAGACCUCCUUCUUUCUAGGGGAAGUGGGGAAUGCGGCCAGGAUGAUGCUGAUCCUUAACAUGGUGCAGGGCAGUUUCAUGGCUACCAUUGCAGAAGGCAUGACUCUGGCACAAGUCACAGGGCAGUCCCAACAGACCCUCUUGGACAUCCUGAAUCAGGGCCAACUUGCCAGCAUUUUCCUGGACCAAAAGUGCCAAAACAUCCUGCAGGGGAAUUUCAAGCCUGACUUUUAUCUAAAGUACAUCCAGAAGGACCUGAGGUUAGCCAUUGCUCUCGGAGAUUCUGUUAACCACCCAACACCUAUGGCGGCUGCAGCAAAUGAGGUCUACAAGAGGGCAAAAGCGUUGGACCAAUCCGAUAAUGACAUGUCUGCCGUGUACAGGGCCUACAUACACUAGGCCUCGUUGUCAUCAUAUAUGGAUUAAUAUUAUUUGGUUUUUAAAACACCUCACCAGUCAGACCCCCAUCUCUUGGCUCAUUUUUCUUCACCCUUUUAAUUUUUUCUUUUGUGUUCCUACCUUGUGCACCAUCGCUCAAGUUCUUGUGAAUUCCCAGCGCAUCGGCUUCUUUUCAGGAAGAAAUGGGCGCUGGGUUCCAUCCGGCUUUGUGUUAAAUGCAACUGUUUUAUAGAGAGCUUCUGCCAUCAUCCGCCAUCUGCUCCCCAUCCGCAACUUUGGACCAUCUCCAGCUUGGCCCGAGAACUUCUAGUUGAAGCUGUCCCCCAAUGCAUGUUCAUCUCGAGGCUUCUAAACUCUUUCAUGAUUCAAGGACAUACGAACAUUGGCUUGUGUACACCAGCGACCUGGUUUUAGCAAGAACGUGUGUCCUUCGGAUGACUACUUUCUUAGAAGAUUCCUUUCCUAGUGGUACAGCGCACAAGAUGCUUUUUUGUUCCUUAUCGUUCAGUCUCCCUACCCACCAAUCACAGUGCUUGACGCUGCUUCUUCUGAUCACCUGCCUAACAUUUAUGUGGUCCUUUUGUCCUGUGGCGACACACUGGGUUUCCUUCAGUCUCUGGGGCUCACAGACCAAAUUGAAUGAUAGCAGAAUAUGAGGGGAGGAUUAGCAGAUGUUCUUCUCUCUUUACUCCAGUGUCGUUCAUCAGCACUUCUAUAUAUUGGGUUGUGCAACAUCAAUGCUGUAGGCCAUUCUUCUGGAUCCAACCGUCCCUUGCUAUCAGUCAGGUUCUGCUGGCAGGAUAUGUCCAUCUUUGCAUCUACAAAUGUUGAGGGUUCAUUCUAAGUUGUAGCUGCUUGAGAGCGGUGAUUAUAACCUCCCUUCCAUAAAAUUCCUUUGCACUAGAGCAGUCACCGCUUUGAGUAUUAGGCUGUUUAAUUACCUGACCUCCAAGAAGGGGUCCUUCUAGAUAUUGUUAACUCCAGACUAGCGACCCGGCCUCGGUUGGGUCCCAGGCUGGCGACCCGGCCUCGGUUGGGUGCCAGGCUGGCGACCCGGCCUCGGUUGGGUGCCAGGCUGGCGACCCGGCCUCGGUUGGGUGCCAGGCUGGCGACCCGGCCUCGGUUGGGUGCCAGGCUGGCGACCCGGCCUCGGUUGGGUGCCAGGCUGGCGACCCGGCCUCGGUUGGGUGCCAGGCUGGCGACCCGGCCUCGGUUGGGUGCCAGGCUGGCGACCCGGCCUCGGUUGGGUGCCAGGCUGGCGACCCGGCCUCGGUUGGGUGCCAGGCUGGCGACCCGGCCUCGGUUGGGUGCCAGGCUGGCGACCCAUUUCAGGAUUUAAGACCCAUACCCACACCCGAACCUGUUGCCCUAACCAAGUGCCAUUGCCGUCCCAAAAUUGUUGGCAGCUAAGCCGUUUUUUCUUUUUACCAUUCUGUAUCUUUUAUAAUGUCCUUAUUUAUUUAAUUCUUGUAUUAGAUUUUAUUGUGCUUUUUUUGUUUUUUUUAACUUCGUUUUAAUUUUAGUUUUUAAUGAAAGGAAUCGCUUCUUUCCUAUCCUGUGCAUGCAAAAGGUGUUUUUUUCCCCCUUCGUGCAUGCAUACAGAUAAGCUAGAAUAGGGCACAUUGGCACAGCAGCUAGAAUUCACUUUUGUACUGAAUGAGAAGGAUCCAGAGGAAUGGCUCCGGUGUUGAUGCUCAGGGCUCAAUAUAUUCUGGCUAUGACAUUGAUUAAAGAAAUUCCCCCCAAAAAUAUAAAAAGAUGAUUCCCCAGCAUUUUAACCUUGACUCUCGUGUUGGGGAAUUGCAUCCUUUUGAAUUUUGAAAUAGCCUAGAACAGGGCUUAUAGACUUACUUGUCGACUGCCGAGAAAUGGAUAAUGCAAGAUUUUAUGAUCUGCUGUAUAUAAGAUAUGGGAAAAUUGGGUGCUGUUGAUAUAUCGUUUCCACGAACAGAGGGUGCUGGGAAAUGAAGCUUUUAUUGCCCGCUGCUGUGAGAUGCCCGCUGGCACAGCUGAACAAAUAUGGCAGCCAUUGUGCAUAGUGCAGCCCUUAGAAGGACAGUAGCCAUUUCAGUAUUGCAGCAGAGGGACAGUGAAGGAAUAAAGGUAUAGGUGCCCAGGGAAGCUGGCUCUAGCAUGGCCCUCGUAUGCUUUUCAAGUGCCCUUUUGUCGAUAGUGAGACGCCCGACACCCAAGCUUCACGUUUUAGAUUUCAUUAUUUUUAGCCCUCUUUUGUUUUUGUUUUCAUUGAUUACCUCUUGCUGCCUGCAGAUCCCCCCUCCCCGUGUCCCCCCGCCAUUCUCUGUACCACCCAUACUGCUUUACCUGCUGAUCCGAUAACCGAUUAACAUAAGGUUUGCAAUUUAUUUUUAUUGUUUUAUUUUUUUUUUAUUUUUUCUUGUUGUUGUUGAUGUUGAGGGGUGGGGCAGUUGUGAAAGGGUGGGAUGUUUCUGUUUUAUAAAGGUUUUGUCAUUUAAAAUAGUGUGAUAUAUAGGGAGGGAGGGCAUGGGUAAUAAGUGAGUUUUGUGCAAUUAGCAAAGCUACUGGCAAAAAAAAGAUAAAAAUAAAGCCUUCCCUGGUA